Messenger RNA from Syngnathoides biaculeatus (alligator pipefish), 1147 nucleotides. RefSeq names its product phosphatidylethanolamine-binding protein 4. The record is from RefSeq and is a predicted model, not a curated record. NCBI's taxonomy places the organism in Eukaryota, Metazoa, Chordata, Actinopteri, Syngnathiformes, Syngnathidae. The transcript is spliced from 6 exons. Bases 332 to 1021 code for a protein of 229 amino acids.
CUAUUGAUAAAAUUCGGACUUCCGGGAUUGUUACUACCGUCAACAAGCUACGGGCGAUGUUUCGGCUAGCUAAAAUGUGUUUUCUAACGAGAGUUGGUAUUAUUGUGGUUGGCCUUUCCAUCUGUUAGGUUUCAGUUUUAAUAUCGAAAACAACCAGCGGACUGCAUGUGGUCUUUGCCCCCAAACGCAUGCGCGGGCACUUAUGGUAGCUUGCAAUGACAAACAGCUGCUGUAAAUGACAUAAAUGGGCACACCAUGCUAGCUAAGCACUGACACGCACUAAAGCAAAUAUUCGCGACCAUAAUUUACUUCCAGCGCUCAUUUUAUCGAAAUGGUAUUCAACAGGUCAAGUGCCAAAUGUGCGCUUGUCAGUACUGUUCUACAUACAAAAAAUCACAUGAAUGCUGUACUGUUUUGGCAUCUUCAGAGUGUGCUGCCACUGUUCCUGCUCUUAUGUGGCUGCAUGUGGGGGUCUCACCAAGUGGAGGCCUCAGCAGACACCCUCAGCUCUGUAGAUGCUUCUUUUUGCUUUGGUGAUCUGGAGGUAAUCUACCCACAGCUGGACAUUGGUAGGUGCCUGAUUGUUCCAAAAGAUCACAUGAAACUUCGACAGAAGCUCAGCACAGAGUGGGGAGCUCCAAUUAUCCGGUACUCUGCAGCGAAUGAGGGAAAGAUGUACGUUCUGGUGAUGGUUGAUCCUGAUGCUCCAAGUCGCUCUAAUCCGACAUCCAGUUACUGGAGGCACUGGCUUGUCACCAAUGUGCCGGGAAGUUCACUGAGGAAUGGAGUUUUACAGGGGCUUACCAUCACUGACUAUCGUCCUCCAACUCCACCACAGGCCUCUGGUCUCCACCGCUACCAGUUCCUGUUGUACGACCAGCCAUCCGACAUGGCGGUGUCGCUCGCCCAGCGGGAGUCAUCGGCACGAGGUCAGUGGAAUCUGGAAGCCUUCAUCAAAAGGUUUCAUCUUGGGGAGCCUGUGGCUGCAGUGCAGUUUCUCACACAAAACUACAAAGACUGAAGAAGACCUCGGAGGUGUCGUGGGCCUGCGUGGUGAUCGUACAACCGACGUAGCCAAUUCGGACAGCGUUUGAAUUCAUCGCAAUUGCAUGAUUUCUUUUAACCGAAUAAAAGCAGUUCUACUCUC